Oncorhynchus gorbuscha (pink salmon) is the source of this 5471-nucleotide messenger RNA. Its product is annotated as zinc finger protein 217-like. Lineage: Eukaryota; Metazoa; Chordata; Actinopteri; Salmoniformes; Salmonidae. Gene Ontology annotation, molecular function: RNA polymerase II cis-regulatory region sequence-specific DNA binding; DNA-binding transcription factor activity, RNA polymerase II-specific. Gene Ontology annotation, cellular component: nucleus. The record is from RefSeq and is a predicted model, not a curated record. The transcript is spliced from 5 exons. Gene Ontology annotation, biological process: regulation of DNA-templated transcription. The coding region runs from base 360 to 3704 and encodes 1114 amino acids.
GCGCGCGCCUCACAAUUCAACAGCUCCACAUAGCGACUUGCAAACAUUGAGUAAGAACAAUAUGACCGAAAAUUGUAGAAAGGUGAACACAUUUGGCUAGCUGCUAUUAUUCAUGAAUUAGCUAGUUUAGCGACAGGAUGUAACACGCAGUUUAUUUCACUUAGAUAUAUAAUUUCGAUUAAUUGAAAGUAUACCUGGAAAGCCUGAAUUGGUAGGUAAUUGGAAUCUACCUACUAAGACCUAACUCCCCUGGAUGAAUCACUGACAAUCUUCCACAUUGAUAUUCAGAAACGUCAUCCAGUAACUCCUUACUAAUAGAAUACUUAAGUAUAUAGAUCAAUUGCACAACUUUUGAGGAAAUGCCAACUCACCUGUUGCCAUAUGUGGAACGUCCAGAUGGACUUGGACAAGACGUUCUAAAUAUUAGUAGUGGUGCUAGCAUGCCAGGGUCUGGCUCCAGCAUGACUCCUCACAGUGCCACCAUCACUAACAAAGCCGAGGCUCAGCCCGAGGGAAGCCUGCUGGAAGCCCUGGACUGUAUGUUUUGUGACCAGACCUUCAUACACCAAGAUGACAUGGGCCCACACGUCCUGACCCAGCACCCCACAACACUGUUCGAAACGACAGUUCUGCGUGUGGAGGCAGAGUUCUUGAUCCCAGGUGAGAGGGCCCGGACCAAACCCAGGUUGCCAUCUGUGAAGGAGGUGGUAUUUAGCUGCGUUGUGUGUGAUCAGGCCACAGAGGGUGCCAGUGAGCUGGAGAGCCACAUGAGGACACACAAGGACUGUUUCACAUUUCACUGUAACUUUUGUGGCCGGCGGUUCAAAGAACCCUGGUUUCUCAGGAACCAUAUGAGGUUCCAUAAGGCUAAGGCCCAGCAGAAACUGGAUGGUCCAGUUAUUAUCAAUGAAGUCAUCCAAGACCAAGUCCCAGAGCCUGUAAUCACCCCUUAUAAAAUGUGCUUUACCUGUGGCUUCUUUUUUCCCGAUAAACACCAUUUGGUGGAACACAGCAAAGUACAUAGUAAAGAAUUAGAGGCUGAUGAAAACAGAGAGAAGGAUAGACAGGAAGAUCCCCUCAGUCAACAAGGUUUUUUACAGGUACUCAACCUUCGCCCCCUCUCUGACGAAAGUACUAUACCAGAGAGAUCUUCUAGGUGGAUUGCCCAACUCGACCCUUUCAACACCUACCAGGCCUGGCAACUUGCCACCAAGGGAAAGAUAGCAGUUUGCCCAAGUAUGGCUAAAGAUCUAGGCCUAAUCCAAGACCACAGCUCUAACAACGAGGACUCUGGCUCAGAUAAAGAACUGACAAACAUCUGGUCAGAAGGCCAAGAAGGUGACAACAAGUGUGUUAAAGCCAACUUGGGUAGAGAACUGAGAUCCAGACAGACUGCUGGAGAGACCCCAUCACCAGAACCUGAUCAGAAGUCAAGUCGAAAUGACAAGCCGACGCACUGUGAGGACUGUGGGAGGACAUUCAGGACGUACCACCAGCUUGUUCUCCACUCCAGAGUGCACAAGAGGGAGAGGGGUGAGGCGGAGAGCCCCACCGCCUUCAUUGAUGGCAAGCUCUCCAGAGCAGGGUCCCCCAAAGAAGAGGGGUCUGAAGAAGGGUCAGAUGACGGAGCACCGGGAGAUGCCUUAUUUUCAGAUAAAAGUGAAGAUGGAUUUGAUCAAAUGAAGGUGAAACAUAUUGUGUCCUCCAGGGAGUGUAGUUACUGUGGCAAGACAUUCCGUUCCAGCUAUUACCUCAACAUUCACCUCAGGACCCAUACAGGUGAAAAACCAUACAAAUGUAUAUACUGUGACUAUGCUGCAGCCCAGAAAACCUCACUGAGAUAUCACUUAGAUAGACGUCACAAGGACAAACCUUACACUGGCAUCCCCAAUAAGCCUGUGAUAUCUGUGCCAUCUCCCAGUGAGAAAGAAUUCACCAGAAACAGAGAUGACAAACGGGUCCCCAACCGAUCCAAACUGUGGCCAACUCCCAAUGUCAGGCCUGCAACCGAACCUUGUGCCAUUAUGAAAUCAGAGGAUAGAUUUAAUAGCAUCGGUGUCAAGAUUGCCAGCCCACUUGCUCAAGUGAAUGCUGAGUAUGGGAAAUUGAUUUCUACGGCUGCUUACUCUUCUUCUGCACACAUAAAAUGCCCCGUACCUGUUAACCUGAAGUUGGAAGGACAGGGGACAAAACACCCCGCACCUGUUAACCUGAAGAUGGAAGGACAGGAGACAAAAUACCCCGUACCUGUUAACCUGAAGAUGGAAGGACAGGAGACAAAACACCCCGUACCUGUUAACCUGAAGAUGGAAGGACAGGAGACAAAAUACCCCGUACCUGUUAACCUGAAGAUGGAAGGACAGGAGACAAAACACCCCGUACCUGUUAACCUGAAGAUGGAAGGACAGGAGACAAAACACCCCGUACCUGUUAACCUGAAGAUGGAAGGACAGGAGACAAAACACCCCGUACCUGUUAACCUGAAGAUGGAAGGACAGGAGACAAAACACCCCGUACCUGUUAACCUGAAGAUGGAAGGACAGGAGACAAAACACCCCGUACCUGUUAACCUGAAGAUGGAAGGAAAGGAAAUAAAUGAGGGCUUCAGCGCCCCAUUAAAUUUGUCCUUAAAAGUUUCACUUUCCAUCUCCGCCACCCUAAUACCAAGGAAUGUGUUGAUUUCCAAUGCCUGCUCGUCCUGUGCCUUCAGCACUAUGUACCCAGAGGUCCUGCUCAUGCACAAGAAGCUGCUUCACAAGGAGAAGUCUGACAUAACUAAGAAGAACAGAAGUCUAAAACUGAAGCGUUAUACUGGCUGCCCCCCUGCCCUUGAGGGCAAAGAUGUCACCCUGCUGCCUCUUGUAGAUCGGAGACACCCUCGCCGGACCAAAUCCCCAACCCCUCAGUCUCCUGGAAAACGUACAGGAAAGACUCACCCCUCCAACCCUCAUGGGCCUAAACAGUCUCUUACCAAUGAACCCCGGAAGGCGAUGGGAGCCCUGGGCCUGGACAAUCAGCGGUACAGGAUGAUGAUGAUGAUGCCGCCUACCACCAGCCAGGGCCAAUCCAGGUUUACAGAGCCAGCAGAACAAUCCAACACCAAUGGUAGAAAAUAUAGCAAACCUGUAAUGGAGAGACCAAGGCAGAGCCCAUCGGACAGCAAAGUGGCAAGCGGCUUAAGAAGCGGUCCUGUGAGGAGCGGUAGUGUUGUAAUCUGGCCCUCAGAUGCUGCCAGGCUAUGCCUCUCCAGCCGGUUCGGUAAUCUUCCCCCAAUGGACUUUGGUGGUGAACCUUCCAGUAAGAGGCAGAGAUUCUCUGUGCUCCCCGGAAGGGAAACGGACACUGUUGAUACUGGCUUUAGGAUGGAGGACGGGUACAACAGACUGCUUCCCUCAGGAAGAAAUGUAGCCUCUCCCUCUCACAGGCUGCAAGCCUAUGCCCCAGUCAAAGCGUCCAACCCUCCAGCCUCUGCAAGCAGCAGCAGCAUGGAGACUGACUGGAAUAUGAUCAACAUCCUCCGUUCCUACACCCCCAGUGACCUGGCCUCCCUCUACCAUCCCACUGUGGCUAACCCCAGUCAUGGAGUGCAGACAAACCCAAGAGGGAGUAGGCCAUUACUCUACCCAGCUAGUAUGCUACAGAGGAGAGCCUAUUCCAGACCCAUCAGUAAUGAAUGCAGUGGACCCACUGACGAAAGGGCUUAACUGUUCUAAUGGUAUGCUAUUGUUCUGGUUGACUUCACCGGUCAUGGUGUAAGUAACGUUGUCUUAAGUUCUGUGUUGAGAUAAAUAUAAUACAUUUGAUAGCCUUCUGUAGGUUUGAAAUACACUGAGAAGUUCAUGCUACAAUCAUCUUUUGAGAGUUUACCUGGAGGAAAGGCCUGACCCAUAAAUGACCUAACCCCACUGAUCUAUACACAUCCAUCUAAUAUAACAGUUGAGGUAGUUGACAAAUGACUGUUUGAAUAUCAUAUUGUUAUGGUUGCACUAGAUAAAACAUGUAUAAAUGAGAAGUGUUAAGAGGAAGUUACAUUUUGUUUAUUAAUACGCUGGUCUGUCUAAUAUGACAUACAGUCAGCAAUCAAAGGACCAUGUUUUUGUCAAAGCACUGAUGUUGGGUAGGGUUUUAUCUGACCUACAGCUUGAGUUCUUAGUUUACAAAACAAAAGCUGUAUGUUGACGUAUCUUGCCUCAAACUCAAUUUAUAGACUGUUGACGCUCAUAGUAGGCAGUUAUUUUUCUAAUGAUAUGAAGCUGCAGUAGCUAUCAUGUCUACUAUUGAGCCAGUUCAUUUUGGAGAGUUGGGAGCAACAUGUCUGUGCCUAUAAGUAGUAGUUAUUCACUGGAUAAACAUGAUCAGAGCCUGAAGCCAGGGAUUCCUGCUACUGGGUAUUAUGUAAAAUGUACAUAGAAAAGGCUGCUGGUUCUGUUCUGCCUAUGGAUUCCUCACAACUGACUAUGCUGUAACAGUGGUAAAACAUGGACCGAAUAUCUGAGGGAUUCCAGUUUUUGUGCGCACGAAUACUGUUCAGAUGUUUCUUUUUUUAGAUCAACUGUUUUUCCAAACGGUAUUCAGGACUCUGUUCAUGUCAUGCAGGAUCAGAAGAUAGUCUUUAGCCUCAGGUUGGAUUGUGUUAACUUGUCUGCCUGCUUUGUCACAGGCUUUUCUGAAGCUGUGGUCUACUACUUGUUGAUUCUGUAUAUAAGUCAGGGAGAGCAGAGUGAAUGCCUUACUGCAGGAAUUGCUCAACAUUGUACACUGAAAAAACAAUUGUCUCAGGUUUCAGAACUCAAUUUGAGCUCUAUGAUUCUACUUCAUUUAUGCAUUAACUGUUACAAAUUAAUGCACAUGGUGUAGGAAGCGUUCUGAUAUUUUCAAGCAAUUUGGGCACACCAGACCUCUGUUAUUUCAUAUUUUUGCUGUUAUAAUUUUCAAGGUGUUAUUUAUUUCUGUACAUUUUUUGUUUGUUUUCUGUGUGUGCAAUGUAAAAAGUGAAAUAUCGCUCAAGAGUUGUAUGACUAUCACCAUGAGUCAAUGACAUUUGGGGCAUAGACGAGUAGUGUUAUAAUAUUUGUUUGUGCUGUUUGAAAAUGUCUACAGGUAUCUUUCCAAGUCUUACUAUAGGCCUACCACCUUCCUGUUUAUGUAACCUUGAAACAACUUUUGAGACCUUUUUUUUUUCAUCACUGGAAAUGUACAGUUUCAGACUUCUCCUUUCCUGCUUUCAUAAGCGAAUGGUUAUUAAGUUUAAAUCAUUUAAACAUUUAAAUCUAAGUUUGGUUAAUCUAAGUUUAGUUUAUGUAUUAGCCUAGGUAAUUAUUGUGACGGAUACUGGACUUAACCUGGUUAGUUGAAUUUACUCCUAUUUGAGAUGCAAUGCUAUGUCUGCCUAUGCUGCUCUACAGUACUUUAUACAGUGAUUUCACCCAGUGUGGUUUACGUUCGCCUAAUAAAUGAUAGCCAUGUCAAUA